AUGGGAAAAAUCAAGUCCAUGGCUAUAAUACCUUACUUUGCCGGUAUUAUAGUGCUUGGCAGUGUUAUAUUUGCUGGUGACACUCAUGGUGUUAAGAAUCUUGUACCGGGUGAUCUUAAAAAGAGUGACAUGUCUUCUCAUUUUGAGGAUAUGAAGAGGCGAAUCAGGAUUACUGAGGAGGGAGCUGUGCAGCACGUCAACUUCCAAAGAGGCGUCGUAUGCACCCCCGAUGGAUCGACAACACUUCUGGAGCUUCUCUUCAACAGAUGCAACAACAUGGGCGACGACCCUCUUUACGGAACAAUAGUAGAGGGCGAGGUUGUCUACAGGUCUGCCAACGAGGUCUGGAAAGAUGCAGAGAGCAUUGCCAGGCUCAUCGGGCAGAUGACAGAGCCGAAGGACACUGUCGGUAUCUACUCUGUCAACAGGUACGAGUGGAUAGUCACCGAGAUGGCGUCCUACAUGUGCGGGUGCACGAACGUCCCUCUGUACUCGACGUUUUCCCCGGAGAAUGUGCAGCUGAUUCUUGAGGAGACCGGGAUGAAGGUGUGUGUUGCGUCUGCAGACAAGGCCAGGCAGCUGCUGGACAGUGUUCUUGAGAAGGGGGGGAAGCUUUCGUGUGUGGUUCUUAUGGACCGGGACGAGGAGGUCAGAGAGAGGUUAGAGAAUGCGGGGAUCAGGACGUAUUACUUUGAGGAUGCGGCCUCUCUGUCUGGGGAGGUUGGGAAGGAGAGGUACCCGAGCGGGGACGACCUUGCGACGAUAUGCUACACAAGUGGGACCUCUGGGAAGCCCAAGGGGGUGAUGCUGACCCACAAGAACUUUAUUUCUGGAGUUGCAGGGGUUUUCCGGGGGUCGAAUGAGAGGGAGAUGGUGCGGCUUUCUCGAGACGAUGUGUACCUGUCGUACCUUCCACUGGCGCAUGUGAUGGAGAGGAUAUGUGUCAACAUUUCUGUGGCGUAUGGAUGCAAGAUAGUGUUUUUCAGAGGGAAUUCGAAGGAGAUCAAAGAGGACUACCUUAUAGUGAAGCCUACGUUCAUCAUUUCUGUUCCACGGGUGCUGAAUCUAUUUAAGGAGAAGAUUGAGGAGAAUGUUCGGCAGAAGAACAUUCUGGUACGGGGGAUUUUCCGAGCAUCACUCUGGUACAAGAAGUGGAGGGUGAGCAGAGGAGAGCUGCGGAAUAGGCUUUUGGACUGGCUUGUGUUUGACAAGGUAUCCAAGGAGUUUGGAGGAAGGAUCGGGCAGGUUCUAUGCGGGUCUGCGCCCUUGAAGAAGGAGGUGCUGGUGUACAUGCAGGCUGUGCUUUCCUGCAGGAUUUUCCAGGGAUAUGGGCAGACUGAGAAUGUGGGGACUGGGAUUGUGCAGCCCCUGGACUGUUAUUUGUACGACAAUGUCGGGAUUCCGUUUCCCUCGAACGAGGUGAAGCUUGGGGAGAUAAGCGGGGAGCUCAAGUCUGAGUAUGGGCGACGGUAUCCUUCGUGCAAGAUUGGGGAGAUCCUGCUUCGUGGAGACAAUGUGACACAGGGGUACUUCAAGAGGCCGUCUGAGACUCUGGAGCUGUUUACUUCUGACGGAUGGCUCCGGACUGGGGACAUUGGGAUGUUUGACACCGAUACCGGGAUGUUUUCUGUGAUUGGGCGUGUGAAGGAUGGGUUCAAGACGUCUCAGGGAGAAUACAUUGAUCCUGGGAAGCUUGAGAUGCUGUACAGCGACGGAGAGGUUGUGCAUGACGUGUGCAUUCCACGGAGGUCUGACAGCGACAGGAUAGUUGCGAUUGUUGUGUGUCCUGGGACGAAGAAGAGCGACGAGGAGAUUCUUAGGCAUGUUGUUGAGACUGGGGAGAAGCUGUUUAAGCAGAAGAGGAUAACGAGGCUUGAGAUUCCAUCUCGUGUUAUUGUGGUGCGGAAGGGGUUUGAGAGCUUUUCUGAUGGAGAGCUUGUCACGCCGACUGCGAAGAAGAGGAGGCCUCUUAUUGAGAGGUACUUCCUACACGAGAUCAAUGAGGCACUUGAAAUUAAAUGA
Molecule: messenger RNA, 2022 nt
Organism: Encephalitozoon romaleae SJ-2008
Lineage: Eukaryota; Fungi; Microsporidia; Unikaryonidae
Product: long chain fatty acid CoA ligase
Exons: 1
Coding region: 1-2022 (673 amino acids)
Cellular component (GO): endoplasmic reticulum; membrane
Molecular function (GO): long-chain fatty acid-CoA ligase activity
Source: RefSeq, a predicted model, not a curated record